AUGCUCUCCACUUCGCUAUUACAACGGAUUACGACUGUACAUGCAAAGAAUUUGCUCCAAAUGGCAAUGAGUAGCUCUGCUUCGGAAGUUCUUAUUGAGAAUCAUGGCUCUAAACGGGUGCUGACGUUGAACCGACCGAAAGCUUUGAAUGCACUCAACAUCCCUAUGAUCCGUGAGAUGUAUCCGCGCAUGAGGGAAUGGGAAGAUGCCAAAGAUGUGAACAUGAUCAUUCUUAAAGGAUCGGGUGAAAAGGCUUUCUGCGCCGGCGGAGAUGUCCUAGCCGUAAUAAGAUCUGCUAAGGCGGCAAAAGAGGGCGGCACUUCCACUAUUCAUAAAGACUUUUUCAAGGAAGAGUACCACCUUAACCACCUCAUAGGUAGCCUUUCGAAACCAUUCGUUGCUUUCAUUGAUGGAAUCGUCAUGGGAGGAGGUUGUGGCCUUUCUGUUAAUGGCAAGUUCCGUGUUGGUACUGAACGUACGAUGCUUGCUAUGCCAGAAACAGCUCUUGGACUUUUUCCUGAUGUUGGCGGGUCGUACUUCUUGUCUCGACUAAAAAAUAAUCUCGGCCUGUAUCUGGCUUUAACUGGCUACAGACUUCAAGGUGCUGACGCAUUCCACGCCGGCUUAGCGACACAUUUCGUCCCAUCCUCAAAACUUGGAGACUUACAAAAGAAACUUCUGUCGUUGGAUGCUGUCACCGACAAAACUGUCGAUACUGCGAUCCGCGAAUUCCAACCAUCCAAUAUUCCUCAUUUCUCUUUGGAGCAGCAUAUUCCAGUCAUAAACCGAACCUUCCAUGCUAAAUCAGUUGAAGAAGUACUAGAAAAUCUGAGAAAAGAAAAUUCGGAGUGGUCUAAGAAACAAUUGGAAACGCUAGCGAAAAUGAGUCCAACCUCCCUGAAAGUCACUUUCAAACAACUAGAAAAUGGAGCAAAAAUGAGCUUCGACGAGGUUUUCACUAUGGAGUACCGAUUGACUCAACGUUGUUUAGAGGAUCACGAUUUUUACGAGGGCUGUCGAGCAAUUUUGAUCGACAAGGAUAGGAAUCCGAAGUGGAAACCCACAACACUCAAAGAAGUUACGGAUGAAAAAGUGGCGUGGUACUUCGCACCACUCGACCAGAACCAGGAUAUAUUUGUUGAUGGACUUAGACCGAAGCUGUGA
Necator americanus (New World hookworm) is the source of this 1164-nucleotide messenger RNA. RefSeq lists its product as uncharacterized. Gene Ontology annotation, biological process: L-valine catabolic process. NCBI's taxonomy places the organism in Eukaryota, Metazoa, Nematoda, Chromadorea, Rhabditida, Ancylostomatidae. Gene Ontology annotation, molecular function: 3-hydroxyisobutyryl-CoA hydrolase activity. Gene Ontology annotation, cellular component: mitochondrion. Bases 1 to 1164 code for a protein of 387 amino acids. The transcript is spliced from 11 exons. The record is from RefSeq and is a predicted model, not a curated record.